AUGUCUUUUCGAUAUAGCCCGGGCUUCCUGACAAUUCUUCUUACCGUUGCCAAUAUCCUGAUUCCUCUGGCGAUCGUUACCUUCGCGUCCGGCUUCUUUCCUUACAAGCCAGUUCUCCCAGGUCUGGCCCAGUAUGAAACUCUAGAAUAUGGCCCGCCACCAGCAGCGCCUUUCGACCGUCUCAUCUUUAUGGUAGUCGAUGCAUUGCGAAGCGACUUUGUGUACGUGGACGGCACAGGAUUUACAUAUACUCAAGAACUUAUCCGCGAUGGAGCGGCCUUGCCCUUCACUGCCUAUGCUCGGUCGCCGACCGUCACUAUGCCGAGGAUAAAAGCCAUCACCACUGGCUCAAUCCCUUCUUUCUUGGAUGUCAUUCUGAACCUCGAUGAAGCCGACACGUCCUCGACUUUGGCCGCUCAGGACACUUGGCUUGCCCAGAUGAAAGCUAAGCAAGCCGGAAAACUGGUCAUGUAUGGUGAUGAUACCUGGCUUAAGCUCUUUCCCGGAACCUUCGACCGCGCCGAUGGCACUUCAAGCUUCUUCGUAGCAGACUUUACCGAGGUGGACAAUAACGUCACCAGGCACAUCGACACCGAACUGCAAAAUGACGACUGGAGCACGCUGGUUCUGCAUUACCUUGGUCUCGACCACAUCGGACACAAGUCGGGACCGCGAAGCUCGCACAUGGUCCCCAAACAGCAUGAAAUGGAUGACAUCGUCAAGCGCAUCUACAACGCUAUGGAAACCCAAGGCCACAUGUCCUCGACCUUGAUGGUCCUCUGCGGAGACCACGGAAUGAACGACGCCGGCAACCACGGAGCCUCAUCUCCAGGGGAGACCUCCCCGGCGCUUGUCUUCAUAUCGCCGAAGCUAAAGGCCCUGCAACGCAACUUGUUAGCCCCUGCUGCGUUCAAAGAGGACUUUUCUUACUACACCAUGGUCGAGCAGUCGGAUCUAGCACCUACACUGGGCGCUCUGCUCGGUUUCCCUGUGCCGAAGAACAAUCUGGGCGCAUUCAUUUCUGAUUUCCUGCCCUUUUGGCCGAACAAAAACGACCAGGUCCAGUUGCUCAUUCGCAACGCUCGUCAGAUCCUGAGUAUUGUGACAGCGACCUUCGGUCCAGACAUGUUCGACACCGCGACCACCUCGUCCCAGAAGGCUUGUUCGAGCCCGCAAGACGAUGCCCAAGAGCUAGCUUGCGAAUGGCAUCGCGUCAAUGACGCACUCAAAGACAUGGAUGGCCAGGAAGAACUAGAUCCAGUGUGGCUUGAAGCCAUGUCCAAGGUUUGCAUUCCCUCUUAUUUAAUCCAAAGUGUACUCCUUACUAAUGUCCCACAGUGGCUCAGCAAAGCCCAGGAUCUCAUGAGCAGCAUGGCCAGCAACUACGACAUGGGGAAGUUACAUAUCGGCGAAGCUGUAGCCCUCCUCGGCACCGGCUCUCUCGUCUUUGGUGUUCGGUUCAGCCUCAUCCCACUGCUCGCCAUAACAGUCGCGUACGGUAUCAUGAUGUUCGCGAGCAGCUACGUCGAAGAAGAGCAGCACUUCUGGUACUGGGCCACAUCCGCCUGGCUGGGCUCCCUAGCCAUCAAGAACAUGCAAACCACUCACCCCCCUAUGCGAACCCUCGCCUCGCUUCUGCUCGCAUUGACAGCCACCAGACUGAUCCGGGGAUGGAACCAAACAGGCCAAAAGCACGCGGGCGAGCCCGAUAUAGUCAAGACUUUCAUCGCAGCGAACCCUCCCCUCCUCUGGACUCUUGUCAGCCUAACCUACCUCUUUCUUUUCGCCCAAAUCCUUAGAAAACUCCGCGGCCUGCCUCGCGCCCUCACCGUUACCACAUCCGCCGCCCUUGUCCUCUCUGCCUUCGCCUUCAAGCUCGCCUUUACCAACGAAGACGCCCCGAGCUCGUCACCGGCCUUCCAGCAACUCUCAACGCCCUCACACAGGGCCUAUCCCUUGACCGUCUUUGUCGGCGUCGCCGCCACCGCCGCUUACUCAACCUAUCUCGCCCUUUCCGAUCCGCACGCCGAGGCGAGACACACCUCCCCCUUACUCCACCACCUCACGACCCUCCUCCUCGCAACCCAGUCCCGCGUGACAAACAUCCCGCUCCUCCUUCUCUUCACCUUCCAGCUCCCCUUCCUCGCCUCCCUCGACCUCGACCUGCCCGCGCUAUCCACGACCUCCCUGCUGCUGCAGUACGCCUCCUUCUUCGCCUUUGGCGGCACCAACGCAAUCUCCUCCGUCGACCUCUCGAGCGCCUACAACGGCGUCGCGGGCUUCAACGUCGUCGCCGUCGGGGUCUUGACCUUUGUCAGCAACUGGGCCGGACCGAUCUACUGGGCCUCCGCCACGAACCUGCUGCUGCUCCAAUAUCGCAGCCGUAGGGCCGGUAAUGACGACGGGAAGAACGUGUUCUUGCGGCACGUCGGCCACAUGACUCUCUUCACGGCGUGCAGCAUCGCCUUCAUCAUGGUAGCAUGCGAAGCACUGCGGACUCACUUGUUUGUUUGGACUGUCUUCUCACCAAAGUACCUGUACUGCAUGGCUUGGAGCAUUGGACAGCAUCUCAUCAUGAACAUCGUCGUCGCUGGCCUGUUGUAUCGAUUGGGCUCCGUGUGA
Colletotrichum spaethianum is the source of this 2622-nucleotide messenger RNA. RefSeq names its product GPI ethanolamine phosphate transferase 2. Gene Ontology annotation, biological process: GPI anchor biosynthetic process. The transcript has 8 exons. NCBI's taxonomy places the organism in Eukaryota, Fungi, Ascomycota, Sordariomycetes, Glomerellales, Glomerellaceae. Bases 1 to 2622 code for a protein of 873 amino acids. Gene Ontology annotation, cellular component: endoplasmic reticulum membrane. The record is from RefSeq and is a predicted model, not a curated record.